Messenger RNA from Vitis riparia (riverbank grape), 1602 nucleotides. Its product is annotated as 7-hydroxymethyl chlorophyll a reductase, chloroplastic-like. Gene Ontology annotation, biological process: chlorophyll cycle. Bases 65 to 1444 code for a protein of 459 amino acids. Gene Ontology annotation, cellular component: chloroplast. The transcript has 19 exons. Lineage: Eukaryota; Viridiplantae; Streptophyta; Magnoliopsida; Vitales; Vitaceae. The record is from RefSeq and is a predicted model, not a curated record. Gene Ontology annotation, molecular function: 7-hydroxymethyl chlorophyll a reductase activity.
UACAUGUGUGGUGGGUGAGCGUGUGGUUGACAACCAUCGUGGGAAGUCCAAGCUCUCUGCUUCCAUGGCUUGUGUCUCCGCCUCAAUCCUUCCACUCUCUGUUGUUUCUUCUUCUUCCUCUUCCUCUUCCUCUUCCAAAGAUGUAAACUCCAACCCAAAGUCAGUGAAGCUAAGAGAUGACUGGAGGCAGAGGUCCAGACCCAUUCCUCCUGGGGGCACCUACCCAGCUAAGGACCACUGCAGUCGCUGCGGUUUGUGUGAUACAUAUUACAUUGCUCAUGUCAAGAAUGCUUGUGCUUUCUUAGGGGAUGGCAUGUCUAAAAUUGAAAGUCUGGAACCUGUAGUCCAUGGCAGAGGGAGAAAAGCGUAUUCCUUGGAUGAAACAUAUUUAGGGGUGUAUGAGCAACUAUUAUAUGCUCGUAAAACUGAGCCUGUUGAAGGAGCCCAGUGGACAGGGAUAGUGACAACAAUUGCAAUUGAAAUGCUGAAAGCUGGCAUGGUAGAAGCUGUCAUUUGUGUACAGAGUGAUCCAGAAGACAGACUCUCUCCAAGACCUGUCUUAGCCAGGACGCCAGAUGAGGUUCUAGCAGCUAAAGGCGUUAAACCAACAUUGUCUCCUAAUCUGAAUACCCUCGCCUUAGUUGAGGCAGCUGGUGUGAAACGUCUUCUUUUCUGUGGUGUGGGUUGCCAAGUGCAAGCAUUAAGAUCUGUGGAGCAACAUUUGAAUUUGGACAAGCUUUAUGUCCUGGGCACUAAUUGUGUGGAUAAUGGAACUCGAGAAGGCCUAGAUAAGUUUUUAAAUGCAGCAAGCAGUGAACCAGAAACAGUUCUUCAUUAUGAGUUUAUGCAAGAUUACAAGGUCCACUUGAAGCAUUUGGAUGGACAUAUUGAAGAGGUUCCCUAUUUCUGUCUACCAGCAAAUGAGUUAGUUGAUGUUAUUGCACCAUCCUGCUAUAGCUGUUUUGACUACACAAAUGCAUUAGCGGACUUGGUGGUGGGAUACAUGGGUGUGCCAAAAUAUCCUGGAGUAAGCAUGACACAACAUCCACAAUAUGUUACAGUCAGAAAUGAACGAGGAAGAGAAAUGCUCAGCCUGGUAGAGAACCUUUUGGAGAUUAUUCCAACCACCAGUAGUGGAGAUCGGCGUCCAUUUGUUAUGGAAACAGUCAAGGCAGAUGAUAAUGCAAAGUUGGGGAAGGGUCCUUCUCAGCCUGCCCCGAAAUUUAUUGGGAAUUUGAUAGCAUUUAUUCUAAACUUGAUUGGCCCAAAGGGUCUGGAAUUUGCUCGUUACUCACUAGACUACCAUACAAUCCGGAACUAUCUAUAUGUAAAUCGCAUGUGGGGAAAACAAAGAGCUGACAGGCACAUGCCCUCAUAUGCAAAGAAACUUGUGGAUUUGUAUAACCAGAAUGGUGAAAUAGAUAAGAUGCUUUCCAACAAAUAGUUAUUCUAGCUGGUGAAUAUGUUCAAUAGCAGGGAACUUUCAUGUAGGUGAAAUUUUGAGUACAUUCUUCAUUCUCUAUUCUGAAAAAUCAUUCUAUACAUGUCUUUAUGGUGAUGACAAUGUAGUUUUAGUAAAGAUCAACGUUUCUUCCCCUUUCA